AUGUCGUUUUUCAAGAAACUCAAAGAUGAACUCAAGGAGAUGUUGAAUGAUGACGACGACAAGGACAAGAAGAAGGCCGAAGAGCAUAAGAAAAAGGACGAAGGAGGUCACGGCCACGGCGAAACCAGAGACUAUCACAACCAGCCCGCACCAGAUAUGUAUGGACAACAUCAACAGCAGCAGCAUUACCCUACCUAUGGCAGUCCUCCCCCGUCUGGGCCUCAGCUUCCUCCAGGUUGGAUAGCACAAUGGGAUCAGACCAGCCAGCGGUACUAUUAUGUUGAACAAGCGACCGGCCGGACACAGUGGGAGCAACCGAUCUGGCAAGGAGGCCCACCACCACCCCCAGCAGGCGGACCAGGGUAUUACCAGAGCUACGGCCAUGCCAUGCCGCCUGGCAUGCCAUAUCAGCAAGGACAUGAUGCCAACCAGCGCGCAUACUAUGGUGAUGUCCGUGCUCAAGAAAAGAAAGGCCAUGGAAUGGGCACAGUGCUUGCUGCCGGCGUAGGCGGUGCGGCAGUAGGUGCACUCGCUGCAAACGCGUUGGAUGACAGUGACGACGAGCACCACGCCGCUCCCGCCGCAGCGCCUUAUGGAUACGGCGCGCCACCUCCAGCGGCGGCCCCUGUACCUCUUGAAGACAACCCCGACCUGUCAUCCAGCCAACGGGAAUCCCUCGAAGAAGCACGCGAGGACCUCGAGGAGGCUCAGGAGAAGGUUGCGGAAGAAGGCUCAAGUGCAUCGAGCAGUGAUAUUGAAGACUUGCAGGAGGCCAGAGAAGAGUAUCAUAGCGAGGUGGAGAGUGCGCAUGAGGAAUUGGAGGACUGA
This is a messenger RNA of Cladophialophora yegresii CBS 114405, 828 nucleotides long. RefSeq lists its product as uncharacterized. The record is from RefSeq and is a predicted model, not a curated record. Gene Ontology annotation, molecular function: protein binding. The transcript has 3 exons. The coding region runs from base 1 to 828 and encodes 275 amino acids. Lineage: Eukaryota; Fungi; Ascomycota; Eurotiomycetes; Chaetothyriales; Herpotrichiellaceae.